Epithele typhae is the source of this 1416-nucleotide messenger RNA. RefSeq lists its product as uncharacterized. The transcript has 5 exons. Bases 1 to 1416 code for a protein of 471 amino acids. NCBI's taxonomy places the organism in Eukaryota, Fungi, Basidiomycota, Agaricomycetes, Polyporales, Epitheliaceae. The record is from RefSeq and is a predicted model, not a curated record.
AUGAACUACCCCUCAGGCCUCCUCUCACUCAACGACGACGUCCUAAUCGCGAUUUUCUCCUUCCUGAAUUCCAAGGCGCGCUGGCCACAGCUUCAACCUCCAAACGCGCCUACAGACUCGCAUCUCUCGCUUAACCUCCGCACCAUCAUCCUUGAGAAUUUCGAUUUCCUCAUCGACGAGGACGGGCUUGUCAUCAAAGCGAUCGGCGCGAUGCACCACCUCGAGCAUGUCAGUUUCCAACAAAGUGGCCCGGAAACGGUCUCCGCUUUGCCGAAGCUGUUGUCAAGCCGGAAGCUCACCUCUUUGGCACUGGAUUUCGACGAUACCUAUUAUGAGGAGGACAUUGUCGACCUUCCCGCUCUCUUCGCGGGCCUCUCCUCCGCCCCGGGCAUACGCACUCUGGACAUUGCACUCAACUACCUCCCCACUGCGCCGUCGAUGCGUCCUUCCCACAAUUUUUCUCUUCCUCAAUUCAUCACCUUACCCUCUCCUCCCUCCCGGGCUCUUUUCCGGGAUAAUCCCCCCGCUACGUUCUCUAUGUCGGCGGAGGACCGAUGGCCAGCCCGACUGAAAGAGCUCGAGCUUCCGAGGCACAUCACCAUCGCGGAAGACACCGUCCAGCACAUGAAGCCGGUCUCCUGCUUAUCGUUCGGGGGCGAAACCCCGAUCCCCGGGGGAGCCGACUUCGAAAACUUCCUCCAGGUCCUCGCGACCUUCCGCCCCACCCUCCUCGAGCUCCAUACGAAAUGCUUUCUCGCCGAUGCGAGCCGAAUGUGGGACACCCUGCGCAGUGCGGCGCCGCAGCUCCGCUCUCUCUCGAUCGUCGUCGCGGAUGGCGAAUGCAACGUGCGCGAAUACGUGGAUCCGCUUAUCGCCGCCCUCCGAUCCACCUCGAUCGUCCACCUCUCCCUCGAAUUCCCGCCCACCCGCGAGGGCUUCUUCGUCGCAAACAUGACCCAAGUCGACAGCAUCUGCGCCGCGGAGGUCCGCCGCGUCGAGGCGCUCCGCCCGCUCCCCUUGCAACUCGCCGAGGCCGUCCCGUCGCUCCGCGUCCUCGCGCUCUUCUCCUGCUGGCCCGCACGGAUGGGCAUCCACACGCGUGCGGGGCGCGCGGAGCUGCUGGAGCCUCCGCCGGAGUUCAUAGCGGAGCUCGAGCGCGAGGACGAAAUCGGGCGGCUGUGGGGACCGGACAGCGAGUUCCUCAACGCGCCGAUGCGGAGGAUAAGGGAGCUCUGGGCAGAGAUCCCGCGCGACAAGCGGUGGUGGUGGGUCGAGGGCAAAGGGGCGGCGCGGAGGCCGGUCGAGAUUUGGCGGGAGGACGGCGAGCGGGCGCGGGACAUGAUCAAACGUGCGGACUUUGAUCCUGAGAAGGGGCUCGAUGGGUUCUACUCGGACAAGUGUCGCUACGAGUGGUAG